GAGCCUCUGAGAUUUCCACCAGAGGCAUCAGAUCAGCAUCUGAUCCGGCUCCGUCAUGGCGUACGGACAGAUCCUCGGUCCACAUAGCCCUGAUGACUGCUGCAUCACCGUCAAUGUCGGUGGUUUCAGACAGCGGAUGGAGCACGACGUCCUGAGAAGGUUCCCGCAGACGCGUCUCGGUCGCCUUCUCUGCUGCAGCUCCAAAGAAGCGAUCCUGGAGCUCUGCGAUGACUUCAGUCCCUCUGGGAUGGAGUACUACUUCGACCGGAAUCCACGUUUCUUCUGCUACGUUCUCAACUUUUACCUCACGGGCAAAAUGCACCUGGUGGACGGGUUGUGCAUCGUGUCUUUUACUCAAGAGAUCGAGUACUGGGGCAUCAAAGAGCGCUACCUGGAUUGCUGCUGCACAAAUAAAUUCUAUGAGCUGAUGGAGCAAGCUGAGGAUAACAGGUGGGAUCAGAGGAGUGAUGAUGUGCAGCUCAAUGGCUCAGAAUCGUCUAUCGAGACUCUGUCGGCUUCAGAGGACGAUGUAGAAAUGUUCGAGGGCUCCUGGUGUGCAGAUUAUCGGAGGAACAUUUGGAUCCGUCUUGAGAAUCCAGGUCACUCCACUUCAGCCAAAGUUAUAGCCAUUGCAUCCCUUAGUGUUGUCAUCAUCUCUAUUAUUGCCAUGUGCGUCCACAGCAUCCCAGACUCUCAUGAGAAGGAUCCCAAUGAGCCGAAGGUUGAAAACCUGGUGUUGACUUUCUUUGAGACCGUCUGUGUUCUGUACUUCUCUGCAGAGUUUAUCCUCCGUUUGGCUGUCGCACCAUCAGCUAGGAAGUUCUUGUGCAACAUGCUGAACAUCAUCGACUUGAUGUCAAUCCUUCCCUUCUACGUCACUUUAGCCUAUGGUCCAAUGGACGAAGGGGAGAACACAGAACUGGAGAAUGUGGGCAAAGUGGUGCAGAUCUUGAGGUUGAUGCGAGUGUUUCGUAUCCUGAAACUCGCACGUCACUCAGCCGGUCUCCGCUCUCUUGGCGCCACGCUGCUACACAGCGCCAACGAAAUCGGACAGCUGGUGCUUUUCUUGUUUGUCGGCAUUUCCACGUUUUCUGUUCUCAUUUACUUUGCAGAACGGGAAUCUAAUGAGUCACAGCUGCAGACCGUCCCCAUAUGCUGGUGGUGGGCCACCAUUAGUAUGACUACGGUGGGCUACGGUGACACCUUUCCUGUUACUCUGGCCGGGAAGCUGAUAGGAACUCUGUGUAUCGUCUGUGGGCUGCUGAUUGUCGCUCUGCCCAUCACAAACAUCUUCAACAAAUUCUCUAAGUUUUAUCAGAAGCAGAAACACAUUGAUCUCAGACAGAGCAUUAAGUGAACACAGAGCAAGUUAAGGAGAGUAUUAAGAUGGUGUCCAAACUUUAUCUGACAAACUCCAACUAAUCCUGAGACGCUGUAUAGAAGGCAGUGACACAUGCAGGAAAUGCAUAGUUAGUUGCACAAUGCUGUGUGUUGAUUUCGCCUUCACUAAAUGCAGGCGUAGUUUUCAAAGUCAAUAAGUCCUUUUUUCAGUUUGGGACAUUUUUGUCAAUGUGUUGCAGUCACCUGAGGCUGGUAACGAGGAAGUCUAUUAAAGCUAACAAAGACAGGAAAUGCCCAAAGUCUAUCUCAAGGGAUUUACACAAUGCAGACAUGUUUUCAAUGAAAGACUCAAAUUCGUAGGAGGGGGGCUGUGUAGGAUUAUGCUCUGAUAAACUGAAACUAUGAAAUAGAAUCCGAGUUUUUUAGUCAUAGCUUUCAAUGGACGUAUAUAUCCUCAAGGACCGGUACAUGUGCUCUCUCAAGCACCAAAUACAAAGCCGCUAACUGUGUGCAUUGAAAACACUGACUGGACUCCACUUUAACUACGUCCCAGGAGAACGUGAUGCAAAGCUGGACGAUAUGUUGCUUUCACGCAGAAGUUAGCUUGAGGAAAGCUGCAGACUCUGGAAGCAUGGGGCGAAAAAUUGCGUUGAUAUCUGCCUGUAUGCUUGCGAUGCUAAUCCAGAAAGCACAAGCAGAGUAUGUUGUUAAAGUUAUGCCAGACACCUCUAGUCUUUGCACAAUCUUGAUGUCAGUGAGUCAAAUUUCUUGGGAUUGAAGUCAUGGGGUCAUCCCAAUGUUCCAACAUUUCUAGGAUAUUUUCAAAAUGAGGUCUUGUGUUCCUACAUUUCCCUUCAAU
Molecule: messenger RNA, 2200 nt
Organism: Notolabrus celidotus (New Zealand spotty)
Lineage: Eukaryota; Metazoa; Chordata; Actinopteri; Labriformes; Labridae
Product: potassium voltage-gated channel subfamily S member 3-like
Exons: 1
Coding region: 56-1357 (433 amino acids)
Biological process (GO): protein homooligomerization; potassium ion transmembrane transport
Cellular component (GO): voltage-gated potassium channel complex; membrane
Molecular function (GO): voltage-gated potassium channel activity
Source: RefSeq, a predicted model, not a curated record